Molecule: messenger RNA, 2096 nt
Organism: Spea bombifrons (plains spadefoot toad)
Lineage: Eukaryota; Metazoa; Chordata; Amphibia; Anura; Pelobatidae
Gene: NABP2
Product: nucleic acid binding protein 2
Exons: 7
Coding region: 136-750 (204 amino acids)
Biological process (GO): response to ionizing radiation; mitotic cell cycle checkpoint signaling; double-strand break repair via homologous recombination
Cellular component (GO): SOSS complex
Molecular function (GO): DNA binding
Source: RefSeq, a predicted model, not a curated record
GGGAAAAGCUAAGAGAGUCCGGAGGUGGGGGAAUGUGAGCUAUCGCGAUUGGGGGAAGCUGUCGCGAUUGAGGCAGCGGACCUUCCCAGCGCAAGGGCCCGUUUUACCACAAGCCGAGCAGCGAAACAGCUCAUUAUGACCACAGAGACCUUUGUGAAAGAUGUGAAGCCUGGACUGAAAAAUCUCAGUGUGAUAUUUAUUGUCCUCGAAACAGGCAGGGUAACCAAGACAAAGGAUGGUCAUGAAGUUAGAACUUGCAAAGUGGCUGACAAAACGGGAAGCAUCAACAUCUCUGUCUGGGAUGAUGUGGGGAACUUGAUCCAGCCCGGGGACAUCAUCAGGCUCACUAAAGGAUACGCCUCUGUAUUUAAAGGCUGCUUGACGCUUUACACAGGACGAGGUGGUGACUUACAGAAGAUUGGAGAAUUCUGUAUGGUUUAUUCAGAGGUGCCCAACUUCAGUGAACCAAACCCUGAAUAUGUCGCCCAACAAUCCCAAGGCAAACAGACCCAGGCAGAAAGUACAACGGGAAACGCUAAUCACAACUCAUCCAGCAACCCAGCUACACCAGCCACAGACUUACCUAACGGUAAUGGCAAUAACACCCCAGGACCAACCACCCACCAACCCUCAACAACUAGUCAUCCAUCUGGUGGACGGAUCACACGCAGCCAACCCAACCACUCAGUUCCUGGAGCCUCCAAUUCAGUCAGUAACGGAAAAGAGACUCGUCGCACUGGAAAAAGAUAGCAGCCUCUCCCAACUCUUCCUCCCAAACCACAGGCUCCAAAUGAGCAAGUGGAGGGACAUUGUCAUCCCCUUAAUCUAUUACCAGAAUAGAUCAAAACACCUCUUUGUCUGCAUAAUUUGCCGAACACAAGAGGUGAAGGAAAGCCAGAGUUCGGGGGAGUCUUGCAGUUAUUGGAGGUAAUUCAGUCUUGUUACCCAAAAGCACUGGUGUAACACUAAAGCCAGGAUGCAAUGCCCUAAGAUGAGAUGGGAUGGCACAGCUCAAAGUUUAAAUUGCGAAGUUUUUAAAGGCUAUUGUAAAUUGCAGAGUUCCAAGCUAUGAUGAUUAAUGAUCAAUGGCCUACACUGACUGUCACAAAAAUGUAAAAAGCUUUUACAUGCUUACACCUUUACAGUUAAUUCAUAUAAUAGGCAGGCAACCGGAAAGCACAUGGGCCUCUUCCUUAUUUCUGAUGCCAAGGUUACCAUGUUGUUAAUUCCCGCAUUUUAUGCGUUGGGAUGACGAUCAAAUAAGAGAGUCACUGGCUGACGACUUUGCCUAAAAUAACCCUUUUAACCAGCAUGAUUCAUUCAAAUCACGGGCAGUAUAGGAUCUCUCUCAUAGACGUAAGAAAAAUGGCCUUAUUAUCCCAAGAGAAAAUUGGUCAAAGUGGAUUCCUUUUACUGGGCCAACAUAGGAAAACAUGUAACGCUGCAAUGGCUUUCGGAUCCUCAGAUGUUCCAGCUGAAUAAGAGACCUUUGAGGCCCCAGAAAGCUUAUGUAACUUUGGGAGUAUAAACACAUGAAGUACAUGUAGGGAUCCCGUUUCACAUCAGCUGGAUACCACAGGUUUUACUUCUCCAUUUUAUCAGAAUGUUGAUGAAUGAAACUAUGCUUUUAUAUCCUAUAGAUAAUACGCAUAUCUGAGAUUUUACAAAAUUCGUAUUAACAGAAAAUGGAUUCCCAAUUUGGGAAACACAAUCCAAGUAGAAAGAAAAUAUCCUUAUAGUUGAGGAUUUGAUACAUCAGCAUCUUAUAUUACAAUUUUUAAUUUAAAGUGCCAGUAUUUACAUUCAAGCCCCUGAUUUAAGUCAGCAGCUCAACAUUUGCAGGAAGGUUGUGAUUACUUUUGUGAAUGAAACAGUGGUGAUCACCAUCUUGGGAGAGUAGAGUUCCCCUGGAUUUUAGCUUUCUUGGUGAAUAUUCCCAUAUGACACCACUGUUCUAACAACGUUUAGAGGCCCUUUCUUGCAUAAAUCAUGUUUAUGACAGGGGUGGCUUUAUAACUGGCUGGUGGCCUUGUAUGACAAUUGCUGAUUGUGAUAUGUAUUGAAUGUAAGGACAAUUAUCCACAAAGAAAAGAAAA